AUGGCUAAAAAGAAAAAGAAAUCUUGUACAAAGACUUCAAAUACAACAUUGAAGCGAGAUUUUGAUGCUCUUGUCAUAGCUUUAGAAGCUCCAUCGGCACUUUCCUCCCACCAAGUUUCCCUUGCUUCAGCUCUAGCCCAAGAUCAUGUAGAGGUUGAGGAUUGUUCGGAUGAGGAUGAUCACCUUGAGGAAGAAGUGGACUACUCAAAUUUAGAUGGGGAGCAGAUCUCUCGGUCAAAAUUCUUUAAGACACCUCCUCAUUUAUUGAUAGGGGAUGCCGAUGUUUAUGUUCGGAAUCCUACUUUAAAGUUGGACCUUCUCUUCAAGCAAAUGCUUAAUCCCCCAUCCCUCCGGACAACAAGGCAAAUCCCGGAAUGA
Molecule: messenger RNA, 378 nt
Organism: Dovyalis caffra
Lineage: Eukaryota; Viridiplantae; Streptophyta; Magnoliopsida; Malpighiales; Salicaceae
Source: the annotation of a GenBank genome assembly